CUAACGGAGACCCAUUUUUAGCUGUAAAGACACGAGUUUUGAAACAGUACGAUAGAGAGUCUGCGGAAGGGAGAAAAGUAUUUGGAAUUUUUCAUUUUAUUGGGUCUGGGUUUUAGAUUUCUGGGUGUGGAAGCUUUGUUGGGAUGGCAACAUUUGCAGGGACUACCCAGAAGUGCAAGGCCUGUGACAAGACUGUGUACUUGGUUGAUCAACUAACUGCUGAUAACAAGGUCUACCACAAGGCCUGCUUCAGAUGCCACCACUGCAAGGGUACCCUCAAGCUUAGUAAUUAUUCCUCCUUUGAGGGUGUAUUAUAUUGUAAACCUCACUUUGAUCAACUGUUUAAGAUGACUGGCAGCUUGGAUAAAAGUUUUGAAGGCACUCCAAAAACUGUUAGAGCUGACAGAUCUACCAAUCAGGUUCAGACCAACAGCAAAGUUUCAGGUUUGUUUGGCGGAACUAAAGAAAAGUGUGUUGCUUGCAGUAAAACUGUUUACCCCAUUGAAAAGGUGGCAGUUGAUGGUGUAUCAUACCAUAAGGCUUGUUUUAGGUGCACUCAUGGAGGCUGUGUGAUCAGCCCAUCAAACUAUGUGGCCCACGAGCAUCGUCUCUAUUGUAAGCACCACCACAAUCAACUAUUCAAGGAGAAGGGAAACUUCAGCCAACUUGGUAGGCACGAAGAAGUUGCAGGGGAAGGUGCAAAAUUCAGCCAAACUGAAACGCAUGGAGAAUUUAAGGUGGUAGCUGACAAUGUGGUGGCAGAAUAACUACUAUGAGAAAUUUAUAUCCCUCAGAUGGUGGGUUUUGAAGCAAGAGUUGGGAUGCUCUGUUGUAGUGUACAAGAAGAGGUUUUGGAAUUCCCUUUCCUUGAUAUAUAGGUAAUAUGCUACUCCGGUAUAAAUCAUUGAUAGAAGAGUCGGUAUGUUGUUAAUUUUGCGAGUGUGAGCUUUGAGAUAAUACGGAGAGAAUGUGUUUAUUUCCUCUAAUAAACUGAUGUGUCGAGCCCAGUUUUCCUUUUUUUCA
Molecule: messenger RNA, 1023 nt
Organism: Juglans microcarpa x Juglans regia
Lineage: Eukaryota; Viridiplantae; Streptophyta; Magnoliopsida; Fagales; Juglandaceae
Product: LIM domain-containing protein WLIM1-like
Exons: 5
Coding region: 144-767 (207 amino acids)
Biological process (GO): actin filament bundle assembly
Cellular component (GO): plasma membrane; actin cytoskeleton
Molecular function (GO): actin filament binding
Source: RefSeq, a predicted model, not a curated record